Tremella mesenterica DSM 1558 is the source of this 585-nucleotide messenger RNA. RefSeq lists its product as uncharacterized. The record is from RefSeq and is a predicted model, not a curated record. Lineage: Eukaryota; Fungi; Basidiomycota; Tremellomycetes; Tremellales; Tremellaceae. Gene Ontology annotation, molecular function: ATP hydrolysis activity; AMP kinase activity; ATP binding. Bases 1 to 585 code for a protein of 194 amino acids. The transcript is spliced from 4 exons. Gene Ontology annotation, cellular component: cytoplasm; nucleus.
AUGACAACUCAUCAUCCCCGACAACAUCCUAUAAUACUCAUCACUGGUACACCAGGAACAGGUAAAACCCUUCAUUCCGAUCUUCUCGCCCUCAAUUCUCAAGAUACAUCAUCACCGUUAGUUCAUCUCAACGUCGGAGAUAUAGUCAAACAAAAUGGUUUUCACGAAGGAUGGGAUGAAGAAUGGCAAAGCUGGAUCGUUGAUGAAGAUAAGUUAUUAGAUUGGAUGGAGGAGAAAGUUAAUCCUUUUGAUGGACCUGCGGAAACGGGCUUCAUAAUAGAUCACCACGACCCUUCCCUUUUCCCAGAACGUUGGAUAGAUUCAGUCGUCGUUUUAACAUGCGACAAUUCAGUUUUACAUGAUCGUCUGACUUCCCGACAUUAUCCCGAAAAGAAAUUACACGAAAAUAUUACUGCUGAGAUAAUGCAAACUUGUUUGACAGAGACGAGGGAAUCAUAUGUUGAAGAAAUCGUCGUACAACUACUAAGUGAUGGGAAAGAAGAAGGUGAGGUAGAGGAGAAUGUUAGGAGGAUAGGAGAAUGGAUCGAGAAAUGGAGAGAAGAUCGGACGAAUGAGAAAGAAUAG